Molecule: messenger RNA, 3670 nt
Organism: Phalacrocorax carbo (great cormorant)
Lineage: Eukaryota; Metazoa; Chordata; Aves; Suliformes; Phalacrocoracidae
Source: RefSeq, a predicted model, not a curated record
CUCGGUUGGCGGCGGCGUUUGGCCCAUCGCGGCCGCCUUAGCCGCGCCGUCCCCGGCGCUCGCCGCGGUUCCUUAGGGUCUGCCCGGCCUCUGGGGGUUCCGCCAGCGGCGCCCGCCGCUCUUAGGCCGGGCCGGGUCCGGCCGGGCCAGCGCCAUGUUUACCAGCACCGGUUCCAACGGGCUUUAUAAAGCACCUUUGUCAAAGAGUCUCUUACUAGUCCCAAGUGCCAUCUCAAUUCUAUUGACUCUGCUAUUCCAACAUUAUCAGAAGUUCUUUGCGUAUAACCUACAAGCUAUAAAAGAGGAUUUUCAGAUUUGGAGACUUGUAUGUGGGAGAACAAUAUGUCUUGAUUUGAAAGACACAUUCUGCAGCAGUCUGCUCAUUUACAACUUCAGAAUAUUUGAAAGAAGAUAUGGCAGCAGAAAAUUUUCUUCCUUUUUACUGGGUGCUUGGAUGCUCUCGGCUUUGUUUGAUCUUCUCCUUGUAGAAAUUGCUCAGUAUAUAUUUGGCAUCACCAUCGACAGCUUGCCUUCUGGCUUCUUAGGUCCUGUGUUUGCACUGUUUGUACCAUUUUAUUCCUCCAUUCCAAGAGUGCAGGUGACACAAGUAUUAGGCUACUUUUCUAUCACAAACAAGACACUGGUCUACAUACUGGGUUUACAGCUCUUAACCUCUGGUUCCUACAUCUGGAUUUUAGCCUUAAGUGGAUUGGUUUCUGGGAUUUGCUACAAUAGCAGUAUAUUAAAAGUUCAUCGAAUUCUGUGUGUACCCAGCUGGGUAGCAAAGAUAUUUUCUUGGACUCUUGAACCAAUCUUCUCAUCUGCGGAACCAACAAAUGAAAUUCAAGUGGGAAUGGGAGCAACGGUUGACAUCCAGAGGCAGCAGAGAAUGGAGUUACUGGAUCGUCAAAUCAUGAUGUCUCAGGUUGCCCAAAUGAGGCGGCAAAGACAGCAGCAGGGUGGGAUGAUUAACUGGAAUAGACUGUUUCCUCCUUUACGUCAUAGACAUAAUGCGAAUUAUCAAGAUCAUCGCCCGUCUGAACAAGACACACCUCCACCUACCGAGGUUUCUGAAGAGCAGGUUGCACGACUUAUGGAAAUGGGUUUUUCCAGGGGAGAUGCUCUAGAAGCUCUGAGGGCUUCAAAUAAUGACUUAAAUGUAGCCACUAAUUUUCUACUGCAGCACUGAUGGUUUUCUCUGGGAAGGAACUUCACUCGAUGGGUUUGUACAUGUAUGAAAGAGGAUCAAAGCCACCUGCUGGACAGACUCACGAAGGUCGUCCCUGCAAGAGCGUCAGGAAAGAGAAACUGGCUUCGCGUGACUGGUGACUCAAAGGGAUGUUAAUGAAUGACACGAACUGUUCCCAAGCCUUCAGAUCACUUGGUGGUUUCUAGUCUGGUUAUCCUUAUCAGAAUAACUUUAGUUUCUACUUAUUGCUGGAUAUCACCUAAAUUUAUUUUUAAAAUAAAGUAGGUGGUUUUUUCUUGUAAAUCCUUGUUAGACAUGUUAUCAGACUUAAUGACUAGGAAAAGAAGCUCCAACAAGCACGAUGACUAGAUUUACCUGUCAAGAAAAAUGGCAUUUUCUUCAUUUACCAGUCUAAUUUCUCUAGCUUACAUGUUAUUUUACAGUACUUGAUUUUUGAUUACAGUAAUAAGAGGCUUGAAGAUCAUUUUCAGCUGUGUAAAGGGUUAUGGGACUAUUUUGUCAUUCUUCAGAAAGUUUUAUUAAUGCCUGUAAUAUUUUAUUUCUUGAAUUCCUUUUGAAAUAAAAGUUGUCAUUCAGCACAUAAUACACAGAUAGGAUGCGAGAAGAUUCAUGUGCAUAUUGCAAGCUAUGGUAAGUGACCACUGUAAAUAUAAAUUUUCACAAACUGAGUGAAUUGCUCUUCAGGCACAGGUCGUGAAGAUACUGGUGAUACAGGUGAAUCGAAUGAUACCUUAAGAUCAGAACUGAAAUUAUUUGAAUGGCUUCCAUGUCUAAUUCAGACAGACUUCUGUAACGAUGGAUGUACGCUCAGUGUCCUAUGUGCUGGUUUCAUUUUUUUGAGCUGGCUACAUACUGUCUUAAAAGAAAAUGAUAAAAAGCUAACUUUUCUAUAUAUAGUUCUAGUUUUCUACUGUCAAAGAUGUGGAUGGCCCUGCGUUUGCUGAAUCCUCACUGACUGAAGCAACUUACUGUUGAUCACAGACUGGAAUGUUAACCUUAAGGGUGAUUCAGGCUAACACAGGAGGUAACAGGAUGCUAAUGCUAAUGCCAAGGUAGUACAGUAUUGGUUUUGAAGCUUAGAUUGAUAAAUUAACUUAGGUGGCUUGACUCAGAAGUGCUCAGUAUUAGCACCUUAGGAGUUUCAGGAGGAGGGGUGGAGGGAGCUGAACAUCUCUAUAAAACCAAGCUGAAGUAAUACAAGAUUCCAAACUGUGACUCCGUGAAACCACUCUACUCGUGUAUCUCAAACAUUUAAUAUACGUUUCUGUAUGUAGUUUUGUUUGUACAUUGUGUGUAUGUAUGUGUCUAUUUAUAUACACAGGCAUAUUUAAUACAUAAAUUUAGAAUAAGAUACAGGUCAUGAGAAGCAUAACAAAGGCAAUAAUGGCAGGUGCAAAGGGGAGGAGGUGAAAGAAUACAGCAGACAGAAGGAUGUUUUGAACACGUGUACCAAAGUACAGACCUGCACAGUGUCACUUGGCCUGGAAAAUAUACUGGGAAAUUACAGGGCAAGAUUUAGGGGGACGGAGAUACCUUUCUGUUUGGGUUUUUUUUUUAAUUGACUGAUAAAACUGAAAAAAGUCCCUCAGGCAUACAAGUCCAUAUCCAGAAAUGACACCAAAUUCAUGCAGCUUUUGGCACACGACAUAAUUUUUAGUAAAGUCAAUGCUCUGUGUGUAUUUUUUUUUAGUGUUUUCCAGUCGGUGAAGUAUGGGGGUUUUUUUGAAUGACUAUGUUUUCCUGGGCUUUGAUCAGCCUCCUUCAGGGUUUGGCUUGCUGCUAUGAUCACAUUAUUUAGGCAAGGUCUGCUUAUAAUUGAAAGGUUUUGUUUGUGUGAAGCUUGAGUGGCUCUCUGUGUAGGCGUGGGGUGUUUUUGUACCCAGAGAACUCUGGAAACCUGUCUUACAAGGGAAAGGGCAAAUGUAAGAGAAAAAGCCCUACAAUGAUUUGUAUAUCUAAACAAGUUACAUGUUUUGAAACAAGUACAGGUUUUAAUUUUGAAACGUACAGAUAUUUCCUUCACAAAUAUUUUCUCAAAAGUAGCAAUAAAGACUAGUGAAUUACUUUGGAAGUAAAAUUUUGUCUGUAGGAGAUAACAGUCCACCAAGCGCAGGGUAAAUAAUAUAUGACCUAUGCCCUUUCCAACAUUGCCCUGCUCUAGGGAUGAGCACAAAGAGCAUUUAUUCCCCAGAAUUUUCAAACAUGUCAAGUGGUACUCGGGACGUAUAAGUGGAUAUUCUCCAAGUCUAAAUCCUGUCUUACUAUUAUCUAUACACGGGGUGUCCAAAUGUCACCAGCUGUUGGGAAAACCCGUUUUGCUGGGCAUUUCAUAAACGUGUCAAACACAGUGGGUAAAAUUCGAGUCUUGAUGAUGUCAGCUGAAAACUCCCCUUGGCAUCUGUGAGAAGUUUGUGCUCAAAAUGCUUCCAGGGUUGUGAUUUCCAAUCACACACACACACA